AUGACAUUCUCGACUCUUCAGCGUAUUCUCCUGCCCGUCACCUUAGUUAUCGUCCUGUGGACAGGUAGCAGCAACGCUAAGAUUCCCCUUCACAUCGGAGGAUUUUUCCCACUGAACCACUCGAUACUCAGCCUAGAUUUUCUCGGACCGAUUGCCCAUGACUGUCUCGAUUCGGCUUUGCUGGCGUUAGAGCACGUCAAUGAGAAUGAAGACGUCCUAAAAGAUUAUGAGUUACGAAUGGUAGUCGUCAAUACGGAGAACAACGAAGGUUUGGCUAUCAGGAAGUUCGUGAACCUCGUGACGAGUGGGCCACAACCAAUGGUCAUGCUACUAGGAGACCUUACAUCAAAGGUGACAGAACAUAUGGCCAAAUCAACAGUCUAUUGGAAUCUCAUACAGGUCUCGUAUGGUUCACAUUCAGCUGCUCUCGCUACCAGGAAAUUAUAUCCUCUUUUCUUCCGCACUAUUUCGUCUUCGCUUGGUUUUAAUUUUCCUCGGUUAAAGACAAUCCUUGAGUUCGGGUGGAAAAGAGUGGCGAUAAUCCAUUCAACCAUGGAUAAUACUUUUCAAAUGGCAACUGAGCGGCUGCACACAUUGCUAAGUAAUGCCAACAUAAGCAUACUUGCAUCAGAGACCUUCAGCCAGGAUCCGACAAGCAGGAUCAAAUUUCUGAAGGAUAAAGAUGCAAGAAUCAUUAUUGGAAACUUUUACCGUCCUCAAUCGUAUCUCGUAUUCUGCGAGGCAUACCACAUAGGCAUGUACGGUAAAGACUAUGUGUGGAUGCUGUAUGGCCAUGACCCGUUAAAUUUUGAUGAAAUCACAGCAGAGAUCGAGCCUGAGAUUGGUUGCACAAAGGAACAGAUUAUGGAGGCAGCUGAGGGAGCUUGGUUUGUCGCCUGGGAGACGAUGAGCAUUGAAAACAAGAAAACAGUUGACCCCAGAAGAUACGGAAACUUUCGAUCACUGGCCGCAAGUGAUUUAGCAACACCUGGACCAUUUGCAUACGACGCCAUCUGGGCAAUGGCCUUAGCACUGAAUGCAUCUAUUGAGGACAUCCUACCGCAGAGACUUGAGAACUUCACUUACGAUAGUAGUGAGAUGGCUGAAAUCAUCAAGGGUAACAUGGAAAAGACAAACUUCUUCGGCGUUUCGGGUCCUGUUACAUUUGAUACUGACGGUGAUAGAAAGGGGGUGCUAAGAAUUCAGCAAUUGAGAAAUGGAACAGAAGUGCUGAUUGGAAGAUACGUGGCCCAGUCCGACCUCAUGGAAUGGCAGAUGUCAAUAGAAGACAUAUGGUAUCGAAGCGGGGGAAAACCACCUUCAGAUAAAGAUAUCACAGAAGAACGUCACGAAAUUCGAGUCAUUUCGUUCGUCAUGUUUGUUGUUAUGACGGCAUUGGCGACACUGGGCAUCGCCAUGUCCGUCGGGUUACUGGCUUUCAACAUAUACUACAGAAACGAGAGGCUGAUCAAAAUGUCAAGUCCUAACCUAAACAACGUCAUUAUCAUUGGUUGUGUCCUCAUCUAUGUCAUGGUGUCGCUACUUGGAAUUGAUAGAAAUAUAUUACAUUAUGACAGUCAGCUGGAAGUCCUUUGUCAGAUACGCAUGUGGAUAUUGGCCUUUGGGUUUACCCUCUCUUUUGGGGCCAUGUUUUCCAAGACUUGGAGAGUUUACACAAUAUUUACCAACAAAACUCUACAGAAAAGGGUAAUUAAAGAUCAUCGCUUAUUGGCUAUGGUGGUUGGAAUGGUGGGUAUUGAUAUAGUGAUAUUAACGAUAUGGCAAGCAGUCGACCAUCUCACGUUAGUGAUCACAAAAGAUAGGCCGUACGAGAGUCCAUAUGAAGAGAACGUUAUAAUAAUCUACGAGCUCCAUCACUGUUUGUCUGAGUACAGCGCCUAUUUUACGGCAGCCAUAUUGGUAUUUAAAGGUCUUCUUCUCAUCUUCGGUGCCUUCAUCACAUGGCAAACAAGAAAUGUAAGCAUUCCAGCCCUGAAUGAUAGUAAAUAUAUAGCACUGUGCAUCUACAACGUGUUCAUAUUCAGUGUGAUAGGGGUGCCAUUAUCGUUCAUAUUAUCAGACAAUCUAGACUCGGGAUAUGCUAUCAUCGGUGGCUUUAUUCUGUUCUGCACAACUGGCACUCUUUGUCUUCUGUUCAUUCCAAAAAUUAUAAGUAUCGUACGUGGUUAUUCGCCAGAGAAAGUAGGAACCGGUGUCAAAGCCACGACUCUAAUAAACAAGACAAAUACGAACCACAGUAUAAAUAAAAGGUCCUCCAAAACUCGGACUACAUAUGUCGACCCUUCAAGUACAUCGGUAAUGGAAAAAAGACAAUCACUGACCGUUCCAAACAGCUCGGACAAGUGUUCUGUGAGCAGUGACGUACAUUCCGUCGAUAAGCGUGCGCCCUCCCACGCUCCGAGUCAGAAGAUGGCUUUACUUGUUAGUACAGAUGCGGCCAAUGGAGGGUCGGCUGAAAACAUUCUAUGA
This is a messenger RNA of Saccoglossus kowalevskii, 2490 nucleotides long. RefSeq names its product gamma-aminobutyric acid type B receptor subunit 2-like. Gene Ontology annotation, biological process: gamma-aminobutyric acid signaling pathway; G protein-coupled receptor signaling pathway. The record is from RefSeq and is a predicted model, not a curated record. Gene Ontology annotation, molecular function: G protein-coupled GABA receptor activity. Gene Ontology annotation, cellular component: G protein-coupled receptor heterodimeric complex; membrane. Lineage: Eukaryota; Metazoa; Hemichordata; Enteropneusta; Harrimaniidae.